Molecule: messenger RNA, 1836 nt
Organism: Theileria annulata
Lineage: Eukaryota; Apicomplexa; Aconoidasida; Piroplasmida; Theileriidae
Product: Sec1 family protein, putative
Exons: 2
Coding region: 1-1836 (611 amino acids)
Biological process (GO): intracellular protein transport; vesicle-mediated transport
Cellular component (GO): Golgi membrane
Source: RefSeq, a predicted model, not a curated record
AUGGAUGAGAAGAGUCCUUACGAGUUUGACGAUUUAGUAUCUCUGAUGCAAGAGAAUUUUUCGUCAAUAAUUGAAAAAGUCAAAGGACUAAAGAUUCUUGUACUAGAUAACACCACGAGCAGGAUCAUUUCCCUUGUUCUUACACACUCCUAUCUCCUACAGAAUGAAGUUUUAUUAACUCUUAAUAUUAAUAGUUUGAAUUUGGAUUCAGGCGGAAUAAGCGUUGACGAUGGGCCUGAUCGGUUGAUUUCAGGUUCCGACCCCAACCUCAGACAUCUCAAAUCAGUGUUUGUAAUUGAACCUAAUGUCGAUAACGUCAACAAGCUCUGCUCUGAACUCAAGUGUCCCACAUUUAAGUCGUACCACCUCUUCUUCACCAACAAACUUGACGAGGGUUUUCUUGAAAUCCUUGCCAGAGCUGACCAGUUCAACAUUAUCAACGGAGUCUACGAGUAUUUCAUUGAUAUAAAUAUUUUACAUACUAAUAUGUUCACAAUUAAUAACACUCCCCCUGCAAUUAACAUUAACACCAAUAAUACUGCUAAUAUGCUUAGUGUGAAUAUGGCGGAAACAGAUAAGUUGGAUAAUAGGAUGAUGAAAUGUGUGAAUUCAUUAUUUUCAGUUUGUUGCUUGUUGAACCAGAUUCCAACAAUAGUUUACAGGCGAAAUGAUGUAAUUUCACAAACUUUGUCAAACAAAUUACAAAUGCUUUUUAACAAUAAUAACUUAAACUUACAAUCCAUACUACAACAGUAUAACAAGUAUAAUAAUAAGUUGACUGGUGUGGAAGGAGUUGGUUGCGUGCUGUUGAUAUUGGACAGGAAAGAUGAUUUGGUAGUACCUUUAAUGAAUCAAUGGACGUACAGAGCAAUGAUCCAUGAACUGAUUGGAAUUAACAAUAACAAAGUGGUGGUGGACGACUCGGAAUUUGUGCUCAAUGACCAGUUCUUCAACUCUCACAUCUUCCACGAGUUCAUCCAUGUCGAAGAAGAUCUUAACACGCUCAUCUCACACAAUAAACUCAACACCAUCAACACUGUUAAUACCGUAAAUACCAGUAUUAAUGUGGGUGGUAAUACUAUGAAUACCACCAAUAAAGUUGAUGGUGUUAACACCACUUCUAUGGUGGAAAAUGUUUUGGAAAAUUUGCCCGAAAAAAAUAGAAUGAUAAAUGACGUGAUGAAGCAUGUGAAGAUAUUACAUGAAUUAUCCAAGAUAAUACAGAAGAAUAAGCUGUUGGACUCCGGUUUGUUGGAGCAGGAUAUCGCUACCAAUAGAAGGAACACAUUGAAUGACGUGAUUGAGUACAUCACAGACAAGAACAAUUCCUACUACGAAAAGGUCAGAAUCGCACUUCUGUUUGUCCUCACCUGUAAUGACAGUGUGAAGAUUAAGAAGGUUAAGGACUAUUUGAUUAUGGGAAAGAUGAACGAGUUGGUGGCUCUAGUUGACCGUGCCGCUGACCUCAUAAAGGGUAAAAGAAGAAUGAACAAGGAAGAAUUCACAUUAUCAACUCUAAAGGAUAAGAUAACUAAAGUUUCUUUAGAUACUCAAAGUCCUUAUUUACAAUUCAAAUCUAACCUUUAUACAACUACAUAUAAUCUAAUCAGGGGUAAAUUGGAUACUGAGAUGUAUACUAUGGUUCCAAGUGCAUAUGAUCUAGGAUACACACUCAAACAUAAACCUGCAUCAGUAACUCAUUACAACAACUAUACUAAUUACUUAACUAUAUUAAUGACCAAUACUAAUAUUAAUAAAUCCAAUAAUAUGGUUGAUGAUAUUGAUUUAGGUAAUAAUAUUUAUAGUUGGAGGAGUAACUUAUGGAGAAUCUUGUGA